Aspergillus vadensis CBS 113365 is the source of this 342-nucleotide messenger RNA. RefSeq lists its product as uncharacterized. The record is from RefSeq and is a predicted model, not a curated record. The annotation marks the transcript as partial. The transcript has 2 exons. NCBI's taxonomy places the organism in Eukaryota, Fungi, Ascomycota, Eurotiomycetes, Eurotiales, Aspergillaceae.
UCCAGCUUGCGUUGGGUGGACCAUUUCACGCGGGGCUGGCACGUAGUGUCAUUUUACUUUGAAUUAACAAGACAGCCAUCAAAUACCUUAUACUACACUGAAUCAGCCCCACUAAAUAAUAGUAAGCCGAACUUGCAGGCCGUCUCGGGUAAGAACAUUUUAAUCUAUAAGAAUAAUAUAAGUAACAGAAAUAUAAUAUUAGAAAUUAAUAGUAUAAUUAUAAAUGGAUUUCCUGAUUAUCCUAAUAACAUGAUUAAUAUAUUUAUAAAGGCUCUUACAGUAUUGAUCUGUGAGUAUAUUCCAUCUUAUAAUAUCUUAAAUCCAGCUGCUAUUUACUUUUGA